UAACUGUGAAACACAGUGACUCAAUAUGCAUUUCAUAUAUUUUAUUUGAUUUUUCAGUUAUUUACUACAAUGAAUUUGGUACUUAAAACUUUCACUUUCUGGUAAACACAUAAAGGACGAUGAAAAAGAGAAAGCUUAAGUUUGACGUGAAACUCAAUAUACAAGAGUUAAGCAGCAUCCCCUUAUUAAAUGGUGUUAUUUAUUGCAAAACUCGAUUGAUAAAUGGCGGUUAUUUUUCAGAUCAUACUUCAAGAGAUAAUGUAGUUUCACACUGUGUGAAAUGGGAAAAUCAGUUUGUUUUUUCAUGCAAAAUAACAGUAUCUCAAAUUACUGGAGUUUUGGAAAAUUGUAUUUGUCGCAUUUCAGUUCGGAAGGAAAUCAAAGGUGGAAAAAAUUAUGAAAAGCUUGGAUAUGUUGAUGUUAACUUAGCAGAAUAUGCUGGAUAUGGAAUAGUUUCUCGAAGAUACAUUCUUGAAGCUUACAAAGAUUCUAAACAACAUCGACAAGAUAAUUCGAUGUUGCGGAUUACAGCGUGUAUGACUCUUACUUCUGGAGAUCCACUAUUUAAACCUCAAGAGUCUUCAAAUGAUCGUCGAUCAUCUGUUAAUGGUGAUUCAAUUUUAUUUUCUUCUGAUUUUGCAAGUAACUAUGCACCAACUCGAAACAGUUUAAUUGAAGAUGAUAAGCAAGAGCGCAAAAGUCUAUAUGAACACAAUCGUAACCCUAGCAGCGGAAGCAAUAAAUUGUACUCUGCAACUCCUUCACAUUUUAGAAGUUCUAGUGUUGAUAAACGCCAUUCUGGUCAACCAUUUAACCAUUCUAGGCAGCCUUCAAGUGCAUCUGCUGGUGAUUCUGGUUGCACAGAUCUUGAUCAUCUCAGUCCUAGUCCCAUUAGGCCACAAAAGAGAGUAGCAGAAAUUCACAAGCGGAUUGAUGAAACAAGAGUUGAUGCUGAUGACAUAGUGAAUCAACUUGUGCAAAAUGCCAACCUCUCUAUGGAUUCUGGCAACACAGAUGAAGGUAUUGAAAUGUCAAUGUUUCUUGAUAAAGAAGUCUUCUCAAAUAAAGAAACAAAUCGAUGGUUAUUCAAACCUGUUGUUACAGGAGAUCGGUUCAAGACUUUGUAACGUGUUUUUUUGUAAAUUAUUUUUUUUUUCCUUAAUUUAUUUUUUUAUUCUUUUAUUUUGGUUAAUACGUAAAGUUUAGAUUUCUUUGCUUAUAUUAUUAACUUUUAUCGUUUACAAAGUUUCUGACAAAACUUAAUAAUAUGUUUAUUAAAAAUAUAAUUUAUAUUAUGCGAUAUAUAUAUAUUAUAAAUAAUGCUUUUAUUUUUGGCAAUUUUGUUUCUGUGGAAUUACUCAAGUUUUUAAACUUUUUUUACCACGAACUUUUUUUGAGCUUUUUUGUGUUCAUUGAGACAUAAUUACAAAUUAUGUUUUGAUGAUAAUAGCUUUCUAAAACUUUUAUAUUUCAAAGAAAUAAAGUAAAAAUUAUUAGGACGUCUUAAAAUAAGUUUUUGGUGCCAAAGUAGUCAAUACAAAAGUUCAAUAAACUAGCAACCGUGCCUUAUAUGAAAUAGGGGUUGCGAUUAACUGGUACAAACUUUCUAUAUACUAGCUAUUAAAGUAAAAAUGUAUAAAACGCGAAUAUUUGUGCUUUAAAAAUUUCUUUAUGCCUUACUGAGCCUUAUCAAUAUCUAAACUUUGUAUUAAACUUUAUAGGAAUUGAGGCUGGCCUCUUUUCCGUGCUGGACAUAAAGUUAAUAGACAUUUAGAAAUAACUUUACUGGCUUUAAGUCUUUAUUCAAUGCAAAACUUUUCAGUUAAAAGGUUUGAAGAAGUUUUUAAUGCCUUUUAUAUAUAAAGUUCUUAUUGGUUUUUGUUGUAUUUUGUCAGCGGUUUUCUUUUUAUGUUUAGUUUUAUGUUAGUUAGUUUAUUUACGAGUUUAUUAGUUUUUAAAGUUGACUAAAUGUAAAAGCAUUUCUUAUGUCACGUUGUUCAUUCGAUUUUAUUUUUAGUCAUUUUGUAAAAUAAAAAGUGAAAAUAUUUCUUUAUAUCAUUUGUUCAAUAGUAUUUUAAAAAUAUUUUUUGC
This is a messenger RNA of Hydra vulgaris (swiftwater hydra), 2091 nucleotides long. Its product is annotated as EEIG family member 2. Lineage: Eukaryota; Metazoa; Cnidaria; Hydrozoa; Anthoathecata; Hydridae. The record is from RefSeq and is a predicted model, not a curated record.